UAGGCAACCAUGUAUGAGAAUAAUAUAUGGGUUUGAGUUAUUAAUAUUAUUCUCAUGCGACCAUUAGUAUAACUAUCCUUUGACUUGAAGUCAUUACAUUCUUUGAGGAGGGUAUUGGGAUGCUGGCUUCAAAGGUAGGGAAGCCCCUGAGAACUGACUUGGUUACAAAACAGCUGGGCAAGAGUGGGUUUUGCAGAGUCCUUGUUGAGGUUGACUUCUCCAAAGAGCCUGUGACUUCCUUUGAAGAGGACCCCAAAUACUGUUUUCACUGUAAAACAUGGAACCAUGGCCCUUUUCAUUGCAGAUCCCUGGAGUUGAAGAAGAACCUGGAAGCUAAUGUUGCCCAGAAGGGGAAGGAUACACCUUCUUCUAGGAAGGAAUGGGUUGCUAGUGGUAGUAGAUUAGGAGCCUAUUCUGAGCCCAUAGGUGGCCUUAUUCCAUCUUCUUCAAACAAACCUAAUGAACAUGCCAAGGAACCACUCAUUGGGACUGGUGUUCUGAACAAUGGACCUAAUUAUAAGAAACAGGUAGGGGAUACUGAUUUGGGACUGAAGAAAAAGAAAACUGCUGAUGGUAACAUGGUUGGGAAGAGACAGGAAGGCAAGAAAGUCAGGUGUCUAACAACUCAGAAGGAAUUUUGCUUAACAUUCAUCUAUGGUCUGUACACUGUCACUAUUAGGAGAGCACUUUGGGAUAAACUCUUCUCUUUUGCUGAUAAUAUGACUAAGCCAUGGGCUCUGCUGGGGGACUUCAACUGUGUUCUGGCAUCCAAUGAGAGGGUUAACUGUAUGAGUCAGGGAGCUUACUAUUUGACUGAUUUGCAGAAUUUUAAAUCCUUUAAUUGCCUUGAGGAUGUACCUUCUAAAGGCUUGUUCUAUACUUGGCAUAAAGGGAAUAAGCUGGCCAAACUUGAUAGAGUUUUUAUCAACCAAGAAUGGGCUGAUAUUGGCUGGGCUCCUACCUGUGAUUUUAUGGACUUUAAUCACCUAUCUGAUCAUAGUCCUAUGCUGCUAUAUUGUGGUAGUCCACCUGUUGGAAGGAGCAAGCCAUUCAAAUUCUUCAACAUGUGGAUUAAGCAUGAGGAUUUUCAAGGGUUGGUUACCCAAUCAUGGGGGACCAGGGUCAAUGGGUCUAAACAAUUCUCUUUAUGUUCUAAACUGAAGAGGCUUAAACCACCCUUGAAGACCCUUAACAAAAAUGCUUUUGGUCAUAUUUCUAGAAGAGCUAUGGAAGCUAAAGAAGAAUACAGACUUAUUAUGAAGGAGGUCAUGGCAGACCCUAACAAUCAAGCUUUGGUAGAUGAUGCUGAGACUAAGAGGAAAAGAGCUAAUUUCCUUUUAGAUGCAGAGUUGGAAUUCUAUCAGCAAAAGGCUAAGUGUGAUUUUCUUAUGAAAUCUGACAGAGGUACUAGCUACUUUCAUUCCCUGGUCAAAAAAAAUAGGAAGAAACAUGUGAUCCCGUUUUUGAUUAAGGAUGAUGGAACUAAAACUACCUCAAGCAAUGAGGUUGUUGGGUGUUUUCUUGAGUUUUAUCAGAAUCUGUUUGGUACCACACCUCAAGUAGGGCCUAUUGUUGAUGAGGUCUUGGCAGCCGGAGCCACUGUCCCUGAAUCUGCCCAUUCCAGAUUACUUGCUAUGGUUACUUUGGAGGAGGUCAAGGAUGUGGUUUUUGACAUUGAUUAUGCUAUCAGGAGAUCCACUCCCAGCUGUAUGAUUAAAUUGGAUAUCACAAAAGCAUAUGACACUGUAUCUUGGAGAUUCCUCGAGGAUGUCAUGCUAGCUUUGGGAUUCCCUUCCAGAUUCGUUGCUCUUGUUAUGGAAUGUGUUACCUCUGCCUCUUCUUCCAUUAUGGUUAAUGGAGAUUCUCAUGGAUUCUUCAAGAGCAAGCGUGGGCUGAGACAGGGGGACCCUAUGGCACCAACUCUCUUCCUUUUCUGUAUUGAAUACUUUUCGAGAUUACUCAACAUCAAAACCAAAGAGGGAACUUUUAACUAUCACAAGGAUUGUGCUAACUUGGGAAUCACACACUUGGCCUUUGCUGAUGAUCUUAUGCUUUUUUCUAGGGGAGACCUCCCCUCUGUGCAAGUGCUUAUGGACUGUUUGGAGCAUUUCUCAAGUGUAUCAGGUUUGGUCCUUAGCCCUACCAAAUCUAAUAUCUUUCUUGCUGGGAAAUACAGGGAUACUAGCCAUGACAUUCUAGGUUUGGUUUCAUUCCCUCGUGGCCAACUCCCAGUGAGAUACUUGGGUUUGCCUUUGGCUUCACAUAGGAUCUCUGAAGCAGAUUAUGCACCUCUGUUCAAAACUGUGGAAGGAUUCCUCUCUAAGUGGAAGACUAUGAAGAUAUCAUAUGCAGGAAAGUUGGAAUUGAUUAGAGCUGUCAUCCAGGGAGUCCAAUCUUUUUGGCUCCAGGCUUUCCCUGUCCAGAAAUAUGUUCGUGAUCGCAUCACAUCCCACUGCCGUGACUUCCUUUGGGGGAGCAAAUUCGCCAAAGUGGCUUGGUCUGAUAUUUGUAAACCCAAAAUAGAGGGGGGUCUGGGGCUUAAAGAUGCUGGUAAUUGGAAUGAUGCCUUAUUAUGCAAGCAUCUUUGGAAUCUGGCAGCCAAGAAGGAUUCACUUUGGGUGAGAUGGGUGCACUCUGUUUAUAUUAAAGAUGCUGAUUUUUGGCAGUGGCAACCCAAAAAGAGACAUUCUGUAUUCUUUAAAAGGUUAGCCUAUGUGCGAGAGCUUUUGGUUCAAAAGCUUGGUGACCAUAAUUCCUCUAUGGAAGUGGCUUUGCAACCUUACUGUCUGGGGAGUAACCUUGUUCCAAGUAAGGUUUAUGACUUGCUUAGGGUAAAGGCCAACCCCAAGCCUUGGAUGGCUUUCAUUUGGCACUCAACUGUUCCUCCUAAAUGUUCAUUUACAAUGUGGCUUGCAUUUAGGAGGAGGUUACCCACCAAAACUAACUUGGAAUUUUUGGGAAUUCCAUUGGAUUGCACACUUUGUGGUCAAGCACAGGAGGAUGUGGACCAUCUGUUCUUUGGGUGCAACGUCUCACAGCAGGUUUGGGGGACUAUUAAACAUUGGUUACGCAUUGAUGGGCAUUUGAGUACUUUGGACAGGGCUGUGAGAUGGAUGAAGUCUUUCCGAAGAGGGGAUGCUAUUAUGAAGAAGACGAGGAAGAUUGCUCUAGCUUGCACGGUGUUCCAUAUCUGGAAGCAAAGGAAUGCCACCCACUUUGACCAAGAACCUCUUUGCAUUGAGGCUAUCAUUUGUAAAAUCAAAGUGAUGCUUGUGGUUAAUUACGAGAUGCAUGAACUCGAUAAACCACUACCAGAACUUUUGAAGAUGCUGCAAACUGCUAAAGAGAGCUUGACGAAAGGAAAGGGGAAUUCUGUCCUUCUGGUUCAAGGAGGAAAAGGCAAGAAGAAGUUCAAGAAAGCAAAGAAGAAUGGACCUAAAGGCAAGAGUAACACCGAACCAAAGUCAAAUUCUUCUAAGCUCAAGCCUAAAGGUGGAGUGGCCAAAGAUUCCAUUUGUCAUCAUUGUGGUGAAGUUGGCCACUAGAAGAGGAAUUGCAAGCAGUAUUUGGCAACCAAGAAAAAGGGCGAAGCUUCUGCUUCAGGUACAAUUGUUGUAAAGACUUAAACUAAUCUUCAAUCUCUUCAAAAGUAUUCGAUACUUAUAGUAUUGCAAACCGUUGCAGGAACUGAAGAGAAGUAGUAGGAAUGUUGAUCUUAAAGAUGCAAGGGUUGCAGCUUUGUGGCGCAUUAGUUUAAGUUUUA
Cuscuta campestris is the source of this 3763-nucleotide messenger RNA. Lineage: Eukaryota; Viridiplantae; Streptophyta; Magnoliopsida; Solanales; Convolvulaceae. The record is from the annotation of a GenBank genome assembly.